Bombyx mandarina (wild silkworm) is the source of this 1322-nucleotide messenger RNA. RefSeq lists its product as uncharacterized. The record is from RefSeq and is a predicted model, not a curated record. Gene Ontology annotation, cellular component: aggresome; amphisome. Gene Ontology annotation, biological process: endosome organization; mitophagy; aggrephagy. NCBI's taxonomy places the organism in Eukaryota, Metazoa, Arthropoda, Insecta, Lepidoptera, Bombycidae. Gene Ontology annotation, molecular function: protein kinase C binding; K63-linked polyubiquitin modification-dependent protein binding; zinc ion binding.
UUUGAGUGGUGAGAAUUACGAGUUAUUACAAUAUCGAGGUAUUGUUGCAACUAAGUGAUAAUGAAGAAUUUCAUUCCGUUCUCGAUUACUGUCGUGCUAUCUGUGUUGCUGUUGAUCAAUACAGUAGUGGCAGAUGAAGAAUGUCCCUGUAAAAAGCAGCGAGACAACAAACUUGUGGAUCAGGACUUCGGGAUGCCGCUAACUCCGGACGACUUCUUAACAAACAUGAUGACGCCGUGGAUAGUUCACGACUACUUCCGACCUUGGCGGCACACGGCGUCUUUGGCCCGCGACCUAGGCUCCACAAUCAAAACGGAGAAAGAUAAAUUCCAGAUCAAUUUGGACGUCCAACAUUUCUCGCCGGAUGAAAUAUCUGUGAAGACUGCGGAAGGUUACGUGGUAGUUGAGGCUAAGCACGAGGAAAAACAGGACGAGCACGGAUACGUGUCUAGGCAACAAAAGGAAUGGUUGAAACUAGCAAAUAGACUAGAUCUACUGGAAAAGAAACCCGAUGUCCGCCUGAGAUAUAGGGUGUGUUCCAGACAUUUCGCUCAGUCCAGUAUAAAGAACAAACACUUGCACGCUGAUGCUGUACCAAGUCUACAUUUACCAGGGGAAGAUGGAGAAACUGGAAGCAGUGAAGAAGAGCUACACCAUGAAAACAUAGUAUGCAAUGGAUGUAAGAAACCAGUAUAUGGUUUCCGUUAUAAGUGUCUCACAUGCCCCGAUUACGAUUUAUGUUCCACUUGUGAGGUCCUGGAGGAGCAUCCCAAUCAUUAUAUGAUCAGGAUACCAAAGCCUCUCAAAUUUAAAACGAUUCAAGACAGAAUACAGAACUUACAGAAUGUAUUCAGACAAGAAUCCCUGAACGAUCCUGACAGCAGCGAUGAUGAGCCCAUAACCAAGUAUGUCAAGAAAUAUGAUAGUGGUGUGGACUUGUCAGAUGAUGUGAAGAAUGAUAUAAGGAAUGAAGUGUCAAUGAUGCUGAAUCGUCAGCAAGAGCAAAAGAAGGUGAAAAAGAGCAGAAUCGGUAAAAAGCGAGGGAGUGAAGCUGAGAGGCCUAUGAAAAAGCAGAAGGUAGAAGUUGCAGCAUCUGGUAUUAGAGAUGAAAUACCAGAGGUAGUGUUUGCGGACGUCAAUGAAGCUAAUAACAGUGCUAUGGAAAUUAAACAUGAAGUUCCAGUUUUUUAUGUUCCUAACGCUGAAGAUACAGCACAACCCACAAUACAAAUGAAAUUGAGUGACGACCUCUCCAUGCUCGUGAUAGAUAUGAAUAAUCAGAAAACUUUGUACAGUUUAUAGAUAUAAAUAGAUUUAACUAU